Messenger RNA from Oncorhynchus kisutch (coho salmon), 4586 nucleotides. RefSeq names its product homeobox protein Mohawk-like. The record is from RefSeq and is a predicted model, not a curated record. Bases 1 to 1092 code for a protein of 363 amino acids. Gene Ontology annotation, molecular function: DNA-binding transcription factor activity, RNA polymerase II-specific; RNA polymerase II cis-regulatory region sequence-specific DNA binding. Gene Ontology annotation, biological process: muscle organ development; cell development; regulation of transcription by RNA polymerase II. NCBI's taxonomy places the organism in Eukaryota, Metazoa, Chordata, Actinopteri, Salmoniformes, Salmonidae. The transcript has 6 exons. Gene Ontology annotation, cellular component: nucleus.
AUGAACAAGAUAGUUGUCAAGAGGUCAAAUCAAUACAAGAUUUUGGAGGAACACAGGAGUGAGGAGGAGAGAUGCAAUGUGGACUGUCUGGUAACAGAUGAACAGCAUAUAGACUUACUGUGCCAAGAUGCAAUAGAAGACAAUCCUGUUGUAGACAGGAGGUACGGGGCUAGUCUGGGUGGGGUCAAAGUUCGCUACAAGCGGCAGGCACUUCAGGACAUGGCGAGGCCGCUGAAGCAGUGGCUGUACCAACACAGGGACAACCCCUACCCCACCAAGACAGAGAAGACCCUGCUCGCCCUGGGGUCCCACAUGACUUUAGUACAGGUCUCAAAUUGGUUUGCCAAUGCCCGGCGGAGGCUGAAGAACACAGUGAGACAGCCAGACCUGAGUUGGGCUCUACGUAUCAAACUCUACAACAAAUACGUUCAGGGCAACGCUGAGAGACUUAGUGUCAGCAGUGAUGACACCAACUCUGAGGACGACGAAUGUCCCUUACAAACUCCAGCAAAUCAAUCAGAGAUCUCCAGGCCCUCCCUCAAGAGUGUCAUCAAACAGGAGAAAAGGACUGAUCCCACCUACAGUGACGACUACAUCUCUCCACCGCCCAAGUACAAGAGCAGCUUGCUGAAACGGUACCUUAACGACACCCUAAGACACGUAAUGGCGACCACUGAUGACGUCGCAAAGUCCCGCCGCAGGAACCACUCAGGGUCAUUCAGCUCCAACGAGUGUGACGAUGACCUUGUCUCGCCCUCUUCCUCCGAGGCAGAGACACGCUUUGUCUACCCUAUGUACAUGAUGGACUUUGCAUCAACUAGAUGUGACAGUGAUGGGAAGAGUGAAAGAGGCCAGCGGAGGGAGGUGGCAGAGUGGAGGGAGAUCCACGCUGCCAUGGCUCUAUCUAACUUGGCCCAGGGGCAGAGCUGCGCCACAGGGCCCACCACCACCAGCUGUGCCACAGGGCCCACCACCACCAGCUGCGCCACAGGGCCCACCACCACCAGCUGCGCCACAGGGCCCACCCCCACCAGUUGCAUCAUCCAGAAGUCUUCCCACAUCUCCGAGAUAAAGACUGUCAAAGUGGUCUAGACACUGAUCACUCAAUGUCUAGACACUAUUUCCCUCUAGGAGCAGAUCUAGGAUCAGCUUCUCCUCCUCCAAUCCUAUCCUUAAUAAUUAGCGAGGAAAAUGCAAAACUGAACCAAGAUCAGCGUCUAGGGGCAUCUUCAACCUACACCGUCUGGACCAUGGCCAAUCUGGUCACUUGAAUAAAUUUGAAUUACAAAAGGCAACCUGUAAUUUAUAUUAUACGUUUUUACAACCUACAAUGUUAAAUUGUGGUAAAAAAUAUAUAUAAAUGUGAUUUUCAAGACUUAACACAAGUGUAGAGGGACUGCAGUAAAAAAACAGUGUUGACCAACUUUGCAAAGUUACCUACUCUGUCAAAGUGUUUCAACAUUUUCGAUUUUGAUGUGAGAGGAAUCUGAAAGGACAAAUUGCUACAUUGAUGUAAAUGUAAAUAUUUUUUUAUUUAACCUUUAUUUAACUUGGCAUGUCAGUUAAGAACAAAUUCUUAUUUACAAUGACGGCCUACCAGGGAACAGUGGGUAAACUGCCUUGUUCAAGGGUAGAAUAUGACAGAUUGCUUUUACCUUGUCAACUCGGGGAUCCAAUCUAGCAACCUUUCGGUUACUGGCCCAACGUUCUAACCACUAGGCUACCUGACGCCCCAAAUAUUAGAUAAAUAGCGUUGUAGCAGUAUUGGAAAAUAAUGUGGCAUCGAAGUCAUGAUAGAAUAGUAGCACAUUUCAGAGCAAAAAUAGAACUGAGGAUUUUUUCAAUACUAAAGACCAGUUUUCAUCAGUUUUCACCAUGAGGUGAACCCCCCCUUUGGUAGUCUCACCUCAUGGUCUGGGUAUGAAGCCGCAUGCUUCCCAGACUAACAGGUUCGGAAGAGUUUGUAUAUACAUUAUACGCCAUUUUGUGACAUUUUUGUUUGUGUUGGACUCCAGUAAGAGUUUUUUUCAGAUUUUCGGGCACAUUUAAAAAAACAUUUUUUUUAUAGAGGCCACCCGAAGUUAAGGACUCAAAGUUUUCGCACCUUCUUCCGUGAUUGGUCAACUGUAGGGAUUCUUUAAUUAAGUCUUUGUUGUCAUUCAACGAGAGAGACGACUUGUUUUCAUGCACAUUUUUUCAUUGAGAAAUACAGCACCAAACAUCUUAGUAAUUGCGUGACUAUGAUCUCCACGGCAAACACGGCAAAAUCAAUGACCGAUUUCUUGAGUUACUGUAUCGUAGAUUCAUUCUGACUCAUUUUAGGAAGUGUAUAUUGGCUACAGCUUCUCAAAAUGGCCAAACAGUACUAUUUUCUCAUUUUUCAAGUGAAGGUCUUCAGUGAGUUUACGAGCACACUCGUUUGGUUAGCCUAGCCGACUUUGGCUAGCCACCAGUCGAACUGAAGCACGUCCAAGUAACCACAUGACUUUAAUUAUGCUGAAAAGGGGAGCAGAGACAAUGUUGUGCCAACCUGAUUCUUGCUUCUUUGGAAUGCUGCUGGCUUCUUCUUCCAAGACGGACAGUUCCACCUACCAGAUAACCUACAGUUCCUUCAGAAAGUAUUCAUACCCGUUGACUUAUUCCACAUGUUGUUGUGUUACAGCCUGAAUACAAAAUGGAUUAAAUAUUGAAUAUUUUCUCUCACCCAUCUACACACAAUACCCCAUAAUGACAAAGAUAAAAUAUAUAUUUUUUGAAAUGUCCACAAAUGAAACUCAGAAAUCUAAUUCACAUAAGUAUUAAGACACAUAAGACACUUCAAAUUGAGCUCAGGUGCAUCCAAUUUCCUUUGAGAUCUCAUUACAACUUGGGAGUCUACCUGUGGCUAAUUUAACUGGUUGGACAUGACUUAGAAAGAAACACCCCUGUAUAUAUAAGGUCUCACAGUUGACAGUGCAUGUCAAAGCAGAAACUAUAUCAUGAAGUCCAAGGAACUGUCCGUAGAUCUCCCAGAUAGAAUUGCGAUGAGGCAUAUACUGUAUCUGGGGAAGGGUAUAAAACAAUUUCUAGAAUGUCGAAAAUCUCCAAGAGCACAGUGGUGUCUAUCAUUGGGAAAUUGAAAAAAUAUGAAACAACCCAGAAUCUGCCUAGACCUGGCUGGACAACCAAGCAAGAAGGACCUUGGUCAGGGAGGUGAUCAAGAACCCAAUGACCACUCUGACAGAACUACAGAGUUCCUUGCCUGAGAUGGGAGAACCUGCCAAAAGGACAACAGUCUCUACAACAUUUCAACAAUCUAGGCUUUAUGGGAAAGUGGCCAGAUGGAAGCCACUAUUGAGAAAAAGGCACAUGACAGCACGCCUGGAGUUUGCAAAAAAAGGCAUGUGAAAGACAAGAGAUCAUAAGACAAAAGAUUCUCUGACCUGAAAGCAAAAUGCCUGGAAAUAAAACAGGCACAGCUCAUCAUCCGUCUAACACCAUCCCUACUGUGAAGCAUGGUGGUGGUAGCAUUAUUCUAUGGGGAUGCUUUUCAGUGGCAGGGACUUGGGAGACUGGUAAGAAUUUUUUUUAAAACUAUAAAUGAAUAGAGCCAAAUACAGGCAUAUCCUUGAUGAGAACCUGCUUCAGAAAGAAAGAAGCAAACGACCUUAGACUGGGGUGAAGAUUUACAUUCCAACAGGACAAUGACAGCAAGCAUACAGCCAAAGCAAUGAAGCAAUGCUGGAAUGGCUUCAGAACAAGAAUGUGAAAGUCCUUGAGUGACCCAGCCAAAGCCCAAACUUCAAUCCCAUUGAAAAUCUGUGGAAAGAUUUGAAGAUUGCUGUCCACUGACACUUCCCAUCUAAUUUAACAGAGCUUGAGAAAAAUCUCCAAGGAAGAAUGGGAGGAAAAUCCCCAAAUUCAGAUGUGCAAAGUUGAUACAGACAUACCCCAGAAGUCUCAAAGCUGAUACAGACAUACCCCAGAAGUCUCAAAGCUGAUACAGACAUACCCCAGAUGACUCAAAGCAGUAAUCGUAGCCAAGGGUGCUGCUAAAAAACGAUUGACUCAGGGGUGUGAAUACUUAUGUAAAUGUGAUAUCUUUAUUUACAUUUUCAAAAACUUCUAAAAACCUGUUUUCCCUUUGGCAUUAUUGGCUAUUGUGUGUAGAUGGGUGAGAGAGAAAAAAAAAUGGAUUUAAUAUAUUUUGAAUUCAGGCUGUAACACAACAACAUAUGGAAUAAGUCAAAGGGGUAUGUAUCCUUUCUGAAGGAACUGUAUACUACAUGGUUAACAAGUCUCAUUCAUUCACCACUUCCUGCCUUAUAGUAUUUCUAUCGGAUUGUAAUGUUUGAGCGAUAAAAAAAUGACAUGGGGGGGGGGUCAAUGUGUGUAUUUCUUUAUUGUAACCGUGAGAUAUAUUUGAUUACAUGAGAACUGUGUUUUUGACGAUUGACUAUUUAAGAAAAAUUCUCAAUUCUCCAAAAUUCUCAAUGACUUGUUAUACUCACUUUUAAAAGACUGGAUUUGUAUCCUAGGUAUAAAUAUUAUCACAACAUAGCAGUGGAAAUACUUUUGAAAUAAUACAUUUGAUUAAAUAAAUGUGA